Molecule: messenger RNA, 1863 nt
Organism: Pelecanus crispus (Dalmatian pelican)
Lineage: Eukaryota; Metazoa; Chordata; Aves; Pelecaniformes; Pelecanidae
Source: RefSeq, a predicted model, not a curated record
AUGGGACCCGCACUGGGAAGCAGGGUGCCCGCAGCCUUGCGCUUUUGCUGGGGAUGUCGAGCACCACGCUGGAGCCAUGGGUCCCCCACAGCCACCACCGUGUCCCCGCAGCUGGAGUCGAAGGCAGGCAAAGGGAUCGCGGAGCGCACGCUGCCGGACUGGAAGGUGGCGUUGAAGAGGGAGCGUGAGGAGCACCAGCAUCUCCUCGCCGAGUCCUACAGCGCUGUCAUGGACCUCACCAAACAGCUGCAGAUCAGCGAGAAGAACUGGAACCAGGAGAAAGUGGAGCUGCUGGCCCGCUUCAAGGAGGAGCAGCAGCAGGCAGAGCAGCAAGCGAAGGACCUGCAGAACAAAAUCAACCAGUUGCAGAAAGGAGCCAACCCGUGGGCAUUGAAGCACUCUGAAAUAGAGAAGCAUGGUAGCAACUGGAAAGAGGCUCUCAAUGAAAAAAUCACGGACAAAGAGACAAUCUCUGAAGCAGAAGCCAAGGGAACCAACCUCAAAAGGACCAAGUCCGUUUCCUCCAUGUCAGAGUUCGAAAGCUUGCUCGACUGUUCUCCCUACCUCCCUGGAAAGACCACCUCGGGGCUGGGCGACCAUUCCCGGGGCAGAAAGGCAUCUGCGGCCACCCAGCUGCUGCCCAACGGGAUCCGGGACAGCGCCGGCGUUCCUCCCUCAAACUGUACAUAUGUGAAUAUUGAGCAACCUGCCCCCGACAGCCUGGCCAAGGAGAAGCUGGGCAUCUCCUCCUGGGACUACUCGAGGACAAGCAGCUUCUCCGGGCACGACCCAGCCCAGAAGCAAAUGCAGAGAAGCUACACGGCUCCUGACAAGACAGGGAUCCGCAUCUACUACAGCCCACCGGUGGUGCGGCGGCUGGAGGCACCUCUGGUGCACAACAAGGAGGGGAAGAUCAUGAUCGAACCCGGUUUCUUGUUCACCAUGGCCAAGCCGAAGGAGCCAGAGGAGUCAGCCAGCGCUGAGAGCACCUACAGCCAGUGGCUGUGCAACUUCUCCAAAAUGGCCGGCGGCACGGUGGAGAGCGUGGUGCCACCGGUGCCCCGCUUCCCCCCGUCGCUGCACGACCUGGAGAUCUCCGGCAACAUGAGCGACGACAUGAAGGAGAUCACCAACUGCGUGCGGCAGGCCAUCCGCUCCAGCUCACUGGAGAGGAAGGUGAAAAGUGCCUCCAGCCAGACGGUGGGGCUGGCCCACGUGGGGACGCAGACCAUCCAGACGGUGAGCGUCGGCCUGCAGACUGACCUGCCGCGGGGCAGCGGCGUGCACGGCAAGAGCUGGUCCCCGCGCAGCUCCUCCCUGGUGUCCGUGCGCAGCAAGCAGAUCUCCUCCUCCCUGGAUAAGGUCCACUCCAGGAUCGAGCGGCCCUGCUGCUCCCCAAAAUACGGCUCUCCAAAGCUCCAGAGGAGGUCUUCCUCCAAGCUGGAUGCCUCCAAGGACAGGAGCCUCUGGAACCUGCACCAGAGCAAGCAGAACGGCUCUGCCUGGGCCCGCUCCACGACCACCCGUGACAGCCCCGUCCUCAGCAAUAUCAAUGAUGGCUUAGGCGUGUCCAGCUUGUUCAGCGUGGUGGAUCACGCAGGCAGCACUGAGUCCAUCUGGAAGCCGGGCUGCCCUGAGAGCAGCCGGGCCAAGCCUGAAGCACCUAAGUACGGCCUCGUGCAGGAGUUCUUCAGGAAUGUCUGCGGGCGGGCACAGGGCCCCACCGCCCCCCCGGAGAAGAAGGAGGCCACCGGGGAGGAGGGCCCCUCCUCCCCCAGCCAGGGGAGUAAGGACGCAGCCCUGCGGGACCCUGAGCUCAUCUCGGCCAUAGCCAGCGAGGACAUGGCGUGUGACUGCAGCUCC